CAUGAAUCAUUGCCAUGUUGGUCGUUUGCCAUUGAACAAACCACGUGAUUUCUGAUCAUGUAUAUUUAUAGAUGAGUAUCAAUUAACGGUCUAAAAACGAUACAAUUGGGUUGAGAAAACAAGGAAAACAAGUGAAUAUACAAAUCACAAUCAAGUAAAACUAAAAGCGGAUUAUCUAUUUAAAUGAUUAGUUUGAACAUAAACAUGGCGAAAUGUGCAACAAUAAUGUUGGUGUUACAACAGAUUGUACAAGGACAAAAUGACAAGAAUUUAUCUCAAGAUAAUGUAUGUCAAAAUGAAAAUGAAAAUACUCACUGCUGCAGUGGAUAUUAUUGGCACGAUGGAAAAUGUAUAGAAUGUUUCGGGGCAUUUGGGUUAAACUGUUCAGAACCAUGCCAUAAUAUAUCAUUUGGAUACCGAUGCAGAAAAACUUGUAAGUGCCAGAAUCACGAAGUCUGCAAUAAAUACACUGGCUGCCAAACGAUUGAUUAUAUCAACAACGAAUUUAAAGACAAAUGUAAAGACACUUUGCUUCUGUCUGUGAUUGGAUCUGGAUCUGUCUUGCUUUCAAUGGCCUUGUUAUUCAUCGGUGUGAUGUUUUACAGAUGGCGUAAGAUGUUGUACAAACCUAAAUCCGCUGAAAAAACAGAAGGGUUUCAAGUGGAUUUAUUCACAGUUCCGAGUAUACAGGAUAUAAUUCAGGAAAAUUACGAUGACAUUCGCGAAUCAAGAAUGCUUCUCGAUGGCAACGGAAAGAGCAACAAGGAAACGACACCAAACAGAAUAAACUCAACAGAGUAUAACCGAUUGUUCUGCAAAGAGCGUACAUCAAGCAAAACAAUGAGUGAGAUGGGUGAAGAAUGUUACACCGCAAUCGAUGCACGUUUUAAGAGUAAACAACCGCUUGUAACAUUGUCUGAAUUUCCAGAGGACGACUGCUAUGUAAGCCUCGCCCAAAAUACAAAGAGAAAUAAACGGAUGUCAAAAUCGUGCUCAGACAUAACUGUUGAUACAUCGGGGGUGUAUAAUUAUGUAGGAAUUAAUCAAUACUAUAAUUCCAAAGUGGAUAAAAACAAUGGAAAUAUUUUGAUAGCGCAUUUAUAGCUGUGAAGCCACAAACCUACAUGCGUUCUUAUAUAGUUAUUUGUAAUAAGAUUCAUUUCCAUUUUUAAAAAACAGCUAGUAAAAAAAUAAAAUAUAAUUUUAUUGACAAUUGCAUGCACUUGUUCGUUGUAUAAAUCGCAUUCGAUAAUCUUGCUACUCAACUAACAACCCCAUUGCUUUUAAACUCAAAAUAUUUAUUUUGAUUUAAUGCAAACAUGGAAAACUGGGUGAAAAACUUUAUUCUGCCAAAAUGUCAUAGAUCGAAAAAUGUGAUUUUAAUCUCAGAUUUUAAUUUCCGCUUAUAAUUUU
Messenger RNA from Magallana angulata, 1413 nucleotides. RefSeq lists its product as uncharacterized. The record is from RefSeq and is a predicted model, not a curated record. Lineage: Eukaryota; Metazoa; Mollusca; Bivalvia; Ostreida; Ostreidae. The transcript has 6 exons. The coding region runs from base 184 to 1104 and encodes 306 amino acids.